This is a messenger RNA of Dicrocoelium dendriticum, 984 nucleotides long. The record is from the annotation of a GenBank genome assembly. NCBI's taxonomy places the organism in Eukaryota, Metazoa, Platyhelminthes, Trematoda, Plagiorchiida, Dicrocoeliidae.
AUGUUGGAGGCUGAGAGGUCCAAGGUUGUCGUUGUGGGCGAUUCGGGUGUUGGCAAAACUGCUUUGGUUCAUUUGUUAUGCAAAGAACAGCCUCUGUGUAACCCCAGCUACACUGUCGGAUGUGGCCUCGAAGUGAAGAUGCACCUUUUUCGGGGUGACAUGGGAUCCGAGAAGCCCUUCUUCAUUGAGUUGUGGGACGUUGGCGGGUGCAACGCGCAUGCGAACACUCGGUCUGUAUUCUACCACGCUGUCCAUGGCCUUAUUCUAGUCUACGACUGCACGAAUCGGAAAUCCCAACUAAACUUGAGAAAGUGGCUAUGGGAAGUUAUUCGCCAAAAUCCAAAUUGGUCCUCGGAUUCUGUCGCUUCGCUGGGAUCUUCCGCAUCCGGAAAAGUGUCCAACUUGUUCUCCAGUUGGUCACUUCUCGAUGUCGCCUCUAAUGUUGGACUACGAUACUUAGACAACAAGUGUGAUGAUGUUUAUGCCAAAUCAAACCACUCUUCUGCUUUGCCCUUCCCGGUGUUGGUUGUCGGAACAAAGAUCGAUCUUCUGGACUCCACUACGCGGCUGCAAAUCACCAAGCGUACUGGAGAAGGUAGCAACGGAACGGCGUGUAACGUCCCCCAUGGCUCCGCCUUCUCAAGUAACCACCACCAGGUCGACACUCAAGAUGCUUCAUCUGUUCUCAUGAGACCGCACGUAAACGAUGCUGCGCGUCAACCACGUACUGGAAGCGUUCGAGUCGAAAAACGGAGCACCUUGCCCUUGAGAUGGGUUUUCCGGAAAUACUGUUGUGCUGUAAUUCCGCAUCGUACAUCGCUCCCAACUCGUGGAACGCCGUCCUGUUGGACAGGUUUUUUGAUGACGUGGUUCAAACCAGGCUUUCGGGCAUAUCUUCUCAUGGAAACAAUUCGCCAGACACACUCCGCAUUCGUCGGUUUGGACCAAGUGCUGUGGAUGAACCAGAUGUUAUGUCUGGUUUAA